ACUGCAUCUCCCACAGCGCCGCGCGGCUCCAUCCCCGCCGCUUCCUGUGACGGCAAUUCCGCCGUGCUGUGGCGCUGUGUGGCGGUGUGUGAGCUCGUCCCGUACCGGAGCCGGCUGUGUGUCCCUCGGCAUCAUGGCGUCCAUUUCUCUCGCUCCCGUCAACAUUUUCAAGGCAGGUGCAGAUGAAGAGAAAGCAGAAACAGCUCGGUUGUCAUCCUUUGUUGGUGCAAUCGCUAUUGGUGACCUGGUCAAGAGCACUCUGGGACCUAAAGGCAUGGACAAGAUUCUCCUCAGUACUGGGAGGGAUAGCACGGUGACAGUGACCAAUGAUGGUGCAACCAUCCUGAAAGCUAUUGGAGUUGACAACCCAGCUGCCAAGGUCUUGGUUGAUAUGUCAAAGGUUCAAGAUGAUGAAGUUGGUGAUGGAACUACGUCUGUCACAGUGUUGGCAGCUGAGUUGCUGAGGGAGGCAGAGUUACUGAUUUCAAAGAAGAUUCAUCCUCAGACCAUCAUUGCAGGUUGGAGGGCAGCCACAAAAGCUUCGAGAGAGGCACUCUUGAAAGCAGCUGUGGAUCAUGGUGAUGAUGAAGUGAAGUUCCGUGAAGACUUGAUGAACAUUGCAGGAACAACUCUCUCAUCAAAAUUACUCACUCAUCAUAAAGAUCACUUUGUCAAGCUGGCUGUAGAAGCUGUUCUUAGAUUGAAGGGUUCUGGGAACUUGGAAGCCAUCCACAUCAUUAAGAAGCUUGGUGGAAGUUUGGCUGAUUCUUACUUAGAUGAGGGCUUUUUGCUUGACAAGAAGAUUGGUGUAAACCAGCCAAAAAGAAUUGAGAAUGCAAAGAUUCUCAUUGCAAACACUGGUAUGGAUACAGAUAAGAUUAAGAUUUUUGGCUCUCGUGUUAGAGUGGACUCUACAGCAAAGGUUGCAGAAAUAGAACAGGCAGAAAAGGAAAAAAUGAAGGAGAAAGUAGAGCGCAUCCUUAAGCAUGGAAUAAACUGCUUUAUUAACAGACAGCUCAUCUACAACUACCCUGAACAGCUUUUUGGGGCUGCUGGUGUCAUGGCUAUUGAACAUGCAGACUUUGCUGGCGUGGAACGUCUGGCUCUCGUUACAGGUGGUGAAAUUGCAUCAACCUUUGAUCACCCCGAGCUAGUAAAGCUAGGAAGCUGCAAGCUGAUUGAAGAAGUCAUGAUUGGAGAAGAUAAACUCAUUCAUUUCUCUGGUGUGGCAAUGGGUGAAGCCUGUACCAUAGUUCUGCGUGGAGCAACACAACAAAUUCUAGAUGAAGCUGAGAGGUCUUUGCACGAUGCUCUCUGUGUUCUUGCCCAGACUGUGAAGGACACUAGAACUGUUUAUGGUGGAGGUUGUUCAGAGAUGCUGAUGGCUAAUGCUGUUGCAGAACUUGCUAUCAGAACUCCUGGCAAGGAAUCUGUUGCAAUGGAGUCCUUUGCUAAGGCUUUACGAAUGAUCCCAACAAUAAUAGCUGAUAACGCUGGUUAUGACAGUGCGGAUUUGGUUGCUCAGCUCAGAGCUGCUCACAGUGAAGGGAAGACGACUUACGGACUUGAUAUGAAAGAGGGCACCAUUGGAGACAUGGCAGCGCUGGGAGUGACAGAAAGUUUCCAAGUCAAGAGACAAGUUCUGCUGAGUGCAGCUGAAGCAGCAGAAAUGAUUCUUCGUGUAGACGACAUCAUUAAAGCAGCUCCGAGAAAACGCGUACCAGACCAUCGCCCUUGUUAAAAUUCUCCUGGUACCGGAGACUGCGUGGACCAGAUCUCACUUAGUCAACUUUUUUUAAUGAUUUAGUUUUUGUGAGCUUAUGGAACAGAAGCUUAAGAUGAGCAGCUCCAUCAGCAAUGGCAAGAAGAAACUGUCUUCAGCUUCUCUUUAACUUAUUUUGGUUUAUGUGUGUUGUGGGUAAGAUUCACUUCCACAUAAAACACGGGCCUUAUACACCGUACAGCUUCUGUUCCUUUCCACGUUCCACUUAAGAUACACAGAAAUAAAAAGUCAAACAAAAUUCA
Molecule: messenger RNA, 2025 nt
Organism: Coturnix japonica (Japanese quail)
Lineage: Eukaryota; Metazoa; Chordata; Aves; Galliformes; Phasianidae
Gene: CCT2
Product: chaperonin containing TCP1 subunit 2
Biological process (GO): protein folding
Cellular component (GO): cytosol; chaperonin-containing T-complex
Molecular function (GO): ATP binding; ATP hydrolysis activity; ATP-dependent protein folding chaperone
Source: RefSeq, a predicted model, not a curated record